AUGCUGGGCUUUCUCGGCCUAUUCUUCACGGCCGGAGCUCUAUUGUUAAUGUUCCUCACUCUACUUGGAGGAGCCAGGAACUCGACCCCGUUGAACGAAAUCUAUUUCCUCCAAGUCAACACGGGCAACAUCCCAGGCGCACCGGCAGUGUCUCGAUGGACAUACUGGAACCUUUGCGCCGUGAACGACAAGGGGAAGAGUGAAUGCGGAAGUUCCUACCCCGACUACCCAUUCGACCCCCCAAGCCACCGCACCUUCGACACGACAACCAACAUCCCCGCGGCAUUCAUCGGAUCAAAGCACUACUUCCUGACCUCCCGCUUUAGCUUCCCGUUCCUCAUCAUCGCCCUCUUCUUCGGCGUUGUCUCCCUCCUUACCGGGUUCCUAGCCAUGUGCACCCGUAUCGGCAGCUAUAUCUCCUCCCUGAUGGCAUGGAUCGCCCUGGUCUUCCAGAUCCUCGCUACUUGCCUGAUAACCGCCGUCUACGUCCAGGGUCGCAAUAGGUUCAAUGAGAACGGCCAAAAAGCCACUCUAGGCGCCAAGUCCUUCGGUUUCAUGUGGACAGCAGUCGCAUGUCUUUUCCUCUCAUGCAUAUUGUACUGCCUCGGUGGCUCAGUCGGUCGCAAAGAGUCCGGGUAUAGCGGUCGUGAGCACCGUCGUCGUGGUUUCUUCUCCUCCAAUCGGUCUAAUAGCGUUCAAAGCAACAAGGAAGCCAACCCAUAA
Molecule: messenger RNA, 723 nt
Organism: Aspergillus alliaceus
Lineage: Eukaryota; Fungi; Ascomycota; Eurotiomycetes; Eurotiales; Aspergillaceae
Product: SUR7/PalI family protein
Exons: 3
Coding region: 1-723 (240 amino acids)
Biological process (GO): cortical actin cytoskeleton organization; fungal-type cell wall organization; septin cytoskeleton organization
Cellular component (GO): plasma membrane; cell cortex; membrane raft
Source: RefSeq, a predicted model, not a curated record